Messenger RNA from Colletotrichum scovillei, 957 nucleotides. RefSeq names its product AoPex11B. The transcript has 2 exons. Lineage: Eukaryota; Fungi; Ascomycota; Sordariomycetes; Glomerellales; Glomerellaceae. Bases 1 to 957 code for a protein of 318 amino acids. Gene Ontology annotation, cellular component: peroxisomal membrane. Gene Ontology annotation, biological process: peroxisome fission; regulation of peroxisome size. The record is from RefSeq and is a predicted model, not a curated record.
AUGACCUCUUUCACUUUUGACCAGUUUGUCGCCUUUGGGUCUGACAGUGCCGGCCUCGAACGCAUCCUCCGCGGCCUCCAAGCCCUCACCGCAAUCUUCUCAGCCUACCCAUCCCUCGUGGCCCUCGCUCUGCUAGACGCAGACCCGCCAUUCCUCGAUGCUCUCGGCCCGCUACGAGGCCACCUCAACCUCACGCGCCGCUUCAUCCGCUUCUUCUGGUUCCUCAACUCCUUUGGCACGUCGUACAAUCUCUUCACCUCCAUCUCCUCGUCACCGUCACCAUCUUCACCAGCCAAGAAGAGCCAGGGCGUGGGUCUGGAGACCUGGCUCGACAUCAUCAAGUUCACGCUCCUCGGUCUCUACGGCGGCCUCGAGUCCCUCACCCUCCCGGACCUCCUCGGCGUCCCGCAGAUCGCCUACUUUGGCGCCGAGCGCACGCGGGCGCUGAACGUCGAGGCGCAGCGAUUUUGGCUUCUUGCGUUGGCGGCGGGCGUCUUUGCGAAUUUGACGAGGGUGCUCAAGGCUUUUGCGUACGCGCCGGUGCCGCAGCAUGGGCAUGGGUACGGCACGGGGGAAAAGCCGGAUGAGAAGAAGGCUGCCGUUGAGGGAGGUACUGAGAAGGAAGCUGCUUCUGUGUCUGACGAAAAGAAGGGCGACGGGGGAGGAGAGGACGAGAAGCUCGAUUGGGAGGCUGAGCGUACUCGUCUCCGGGCUAUUGUCAUGAAGAGGCGGGAGGAUAGGAAGCGGUGGCGGAGGGAGGUCGCGGUCAAGGUCAAGAGUCUUGGGCGCAAGAUCUUUUCCGACUCGUUGGAUUGCCUUAUUCCGGGCGUGAUUCUGGGCUGGGUCAACGUUCAGCCGGGGACUGUUGGGAUUGCCAUGCUCAUCACUACCGUCUUGAGCAGUAGAGAUAUUUGGGAUAGAUGCGGUGCGACUGUUGGUCAGCGAAGGAGCUCUUGA